AUGGCUGAUUGGAAUCCACCACCUCACCCUCGUAGACGUAAUGAGCCAGAGCGUUAUGGCAACCUCCAAACCACCAGCACCAGCCGGCCUGGAACCGAUGGGCCACGGUCAAAGAUUGGAUCCAGGGCGGGAUCAACAGCCAGCAGUAAGCAAAGGGCAAAUGAAGGCAAAGAAGUUGGCAAAGUAAAACCAUCAGCGUCAGGACCUUCAAGCUCAGUAGAUGAUCCAAAUAUUCAGCCUAAGAGUGGUCAAACCGGCAGCUCAGCAGCUGAAGACAGCCAUGAACCACCAGCGGAACUCCCAUCUGAGGUCACACCAAGGGCAUUUGGCUCAAUAGUACAACCACAGCUGAGUGAACUCAAGCCAACAGGACUUUCAGGUCUAUUACCAGGCUCAAGUGGACGCAGGCCAAGCGCUGAUUCUUUUGAACAGGGAAGUCAAAGAGGCCUGGAGAAAAAGAUUUAG
Molecule: messenger RNA, 465 nt
Organism: Melampsora larici-populina 98AG31
Lineage: Eukaryota; Fungi; Basidiomycota; Pucciniomycetes; Pucciniales; Melampsoraceae
Exons: 3
Coding region: 1-465 (154 amino acids)
Source: RefSeq, a predicted model, not a curated record